CGGCACUCGUUUCAUGUUUCCCCCCGAGGCACACGCACCCCGUCAGUCGGUGCGCACACACACACACCGUCGUCGCAGCACGCCGUCCGCAGCAGUAUCCCGCGUUUGUUGUUAUUAUUAUUAUUAUCAUCAUCAUCAUCAUCACGUUACGGCAGUAUCGGAUAGUUGAAAAAAAAAAAUUAUAUUCGAGUUGAGGCUAGACCAUAAAAAUUAAAUAAUCAGUUCCGAGUUAACUUAGUUUUUUUUUUUUGUUUGUUUAAAAAAAUUAAUUCGAUUUCGUGGGUCUGAAUUUCACCACCAAUGUUCACCGCGAAACGUGUUCACCGGUCGACCGGCGGCGGGCCGUCCGCGCCGGCCGAGCUAUGAUAGCAACGGCGUCCGCGACCGUCACUAUCAUCUUGGCGACGAAAACAAAAACACAAACACCGGCAAUAGAGCAGCCGCGCGGCGGAAGAGACUGCGGUCAGCUGAUUCUCAUGCUCUCUCACGCCGACACCGAAAACCCUAAAAAAUACAAGCGCUGGUAAUCAUGGAAAUGCAGAUUAGUAACGCUACCGAGUUCCCGUUGUACCAUUCGAUGGCGAGCGGGCCCCACUCAUUUCAGCUGCCGGGCGCCAUACCUCCGGUCAGCAGCAUCCCCUACAAGAACAGCAUGUUCCCGGACAGGCUGGGCUUUUAUUACGAUUCGGCGGGUGUCACGCAUCCGGCACAAGUCGAACGGUGCGAACGGUGCUACGUCGAACUGCCCGGCGGCGGCGUCCACCAUUUCGGCAAGAGAGUUUGCGGAAUGUGCGCGGCCAAGGAGCAGCAAGUGUCGCCCAAAGUGGAAACCGAAAUACUGGACUUGGACUCGCAGCAGGUCAUGUCGCAGCAGCAGCAACAACAACAACAACAACAGCAGCAGCAGCAACAACAAGACAGUAAAGCGUUUUUGCAACAGACUGGCGUGCCGCCCGGGUACGACAGGCCGCCUCCGCCCGCGGUGGAGUGGCCCGGUUACUUCCAGGCGCAGCAAAACACCCUAUCCGGUGAACACUUAUCUCCAGACUACAACAACGUGACCACGACGACGACGACGCCGCCGACCAUGAUGGGCGGUUCACCGCCGUCCGACAUGCAGCAGCAGUACCAGGGCGGUUUCGACGGUGGUAGCUACCAGGUGGACACCAAUCACCAGACGGGUGGCGGCAACGCGUCCGGCAAAGGCAAUGGUUCGUGGAAGUCGAACGAGGCCCGCCGUGCCAAAACGUACGAGUGCCCGGCGUGCGACAAAUGGUUCACCAGCUCAGGCCAUUUGAAGAGACAUUACGGCACGCAACUGCACAAGAACGCGGUCAAACAGAGCGGCAAGCCGGACCCGGCGCUUUUGCCCAUGAAACACCACUACCACCCGUACAGGGACCCGGCUUAUGUAGCCCAACAGAAGCUCAAGCAGCAGCAGCAGAACGGCGGUACGCACAAACAACAGUCCAUGAUGAUGCCGCCCGAUUUCCGCCCAGUCACGUCCUCGUCAUCAUUCAGUACCGAUUCUUUUUUAGAGCUGACUCCCCCAAACCUGACAGCAAGCCUCUCGGACAGUUUGGGGGGAACCCAAUUCCUACCGGCCCAACAGCCGCCAAUCAGCAGCAGCAGCAGCAACAACAGCAACAGCAAUACGGCAGAUUUCACGGACGUGACCCAAAUUUCUUCGUCGUACCCCAACAACAACAUCAACAACAGCUACCCGGACCACCCAACGGCGCAUAUGCACCACCACCUCCACCACCAGCGACAGGGCAUGUUUUACCACGUGCGGCCGUCGACGGCGGAUCAGCAAGUGCAUUCGGCAUUCCAGCACCCCCAGAUCACGGAUACCACCCAGCAGCCAUACACCAUCCAGGUUUCUAUGAUCCCGCAAAUUACCAACACGGUUUUGUACACCACUAUGCCCGACAAUAACGGCGAUCAGUACGACCAACAACAGCACGAGCAGCAAUACCAACAACAUCAAAUGCAACUGCAGUACGCCGCGCAACAGCAGCAGCAGCAAAUGUCGGCGCACCACCAGCACGGUCACGGCCAAAUGAUCAAAAUGGAACCCGUCGACUCCUCGCACGGCGACUACAACAGCGUGGACACGCCGCUAGCGAGCCCGGACUCGAGCAGUGUCGACCAGUACAAAGGCCUGUUGGUGGUGGCCCCCUUGUCGCCGGCCGACGAAGAGAACACGUUGGGCAGCGAAGGGUCCGUCGACAUGGAAUCCACCAUAUCGUGCUCGUCUACGGCCGACAGCGGCACCGCGCUCAACGGCGGCCGAGGAGAAGCCUCGCAGUCGUCGUCCGUCAAAAAGUUCCGCAAGGCUACCAAGGUGACGUGCGAGCUGUGCAACAAAGAUUUUACAGACAAAUGUUACAAGACGCAGCACGACCAACGGUUCCACAGCGGAGAGAAGCCGUUCCGGUGUGGCGUGUGCGGCAAACGGUUUGGCGAACAGAAGCAGCUGCAGGUGCACGAGCUGCGGCACAACGACAGCAACAAGGCUUUCCCGUGUACCAUGUGCACGAAGAGCUUCAAUUUCAAAAACGACCUGGAGCGGCACUUCAUGUCUAGUCAUUCGGCCGACAAACCGUACCAGUGCGUGCAGUGUAAGAAGAAGUUCGUGCGCAUGGACCACAAGCGGCACCACGAGAAGACCCACGACGGUGCCGACGAAAAGAUCAAGAAGAAGAAAAAGACUACUACUACCGCCAACGUCACCAUGGGCAUUUUGGACGUGCACCAAGACCACUUAAAAAUGACCGCCGGCGUCCACGCGUAUGCCAUGGCCGUUAAUCAGUCUUAAUGUUUAAUACUCGUGUAUUUUUUACACCAUAAUCAAACAAUAACGAUCGCCAUCAUUUUACUUUUUUCAAUAUUUUUUCUACCUUUUUUUGAUGACAAAUUAUUUUUUAAGAAAUUAACUAGUUUUUAAAAUCAUACACGAGUAUUGAACUUUUUGUAUAAACGAUUUGGCGGUUAAAAAAUUAACUAUUUUUAAUUUUAUGUUGUACAUAACAAUAAUCCUAUAACUCCAAGGGCAUUACAAUAUUGUUAAGCGUUUCGAUUUAUUUGUUUUUUUUUUUAAAUCUAUAAUAUAUACUUUUGCCAAUUUCGUUCUGAUACCACUCACCUACCCUUGAUUUUGAUUUUGUAUUCCUAUAUUGUUGCGUCGUUUGUUGAUGGCUCAAUCUACCCUAUACCGCGUACAUAUACACACAUACAGUAAUCGGUGUAAUUAUUUUUGUUGAUUUUUUUUUUAUUAAUGUUUUUUUUUUGUUUUGGGUACCAAUACAUUUGCAUUAGUUAAAAACAUAUCCCUGUGUUACAUAUCACACAACGACGCUAUAGAAUUACGAUUACCUUUGUAUUAAUGUAAAUUGAUUACACUUGUUUGUUUCGUACCUGCCUACUAAUUUUAAUAUUAUUAUUGUAUUAUUACUAUUCUUACCUUAUAUGAUUUUUGUGAAACCGACUAUGAUAUUUUUUGAGGAAAAAAAUAGCAAUUUUUUUUUUUAUUUUGUUUACUAUAAUAAAUUAGAGUCGACGGGUUAACUAAUAUGUUUUUAUUAUUAUUAUUAUUUUUAUCGCCCUCGUCCUUUUGGUGCGAAUUUUUAAGUUUUUUUAAUGUAUACAUGUUAUACAUACACAGUUAUGUUAUUCCUGACUAUUGAUUUUUUUUUUUAUUCAAUAUCUUAAUAUUAUUAUGUGUUAUCUUAUUAUUAUUAUUAUUAUUGACAAGUGUUUUUUUUUUUUUUUAUUUGAUUUAUUAUGAAACAAAUAUCGAUAGUACAAAAUUGUACCUCGUAGGUAUCGCGGAAGACUACCGAACUACUACUUGGUAUUAAAGACAAAAAUAAAACAAAUUUAUUUAAGUAAACAAAAAAAAUAAUAAUAAACAAUAACGAUUAAAAUUAUAUAUAUAAUACACAUAUUGAUGAUGUAUUGAUUUGAUUAGCGAAAUUAUUAUUAUAUUAUAUUAUAUUAUAUUAUUAUAAAUCAUGUUUUAACGAGCAAU
Molecule: messenger RNA, 4033 nt
Organism: Adelges cooleyi (spruce gall adelgid)
Lineage: Eukaryota; Metazoa; Arthropoda; Insecta; Hemiptera; Adelgidae
Gene: zld
Product: homeobox protein 5
Exons: 2
Coding region: 530-2821 (763 amino acids)
Biological process (GO): regulation of transcription by RNA polymerase II
Molecular function (GO): RNA polymerase II cis-regulatory region sequence-specific DNA binding; DNA-binding transcription factor activity
Source: RefSeq, a predicted model, not a curated record